Molecule: messenger RNA, 1878 nt
Organism: Bradysia coprophila
Lineage: Eukaryota; Metazoa; Arthropoda; Insecta; Diptera; Sciaridae
Product: progestin and adipoQ receptor family member 3
Cellular component (GO): membrane
Molecular function (GO): signaling receptor activity
Source: RefSeq, a predicted model, not a curated record
GUCUAUCAGUCCGUUUCUUGAAUCGUUAGUCGUAAGACUUUUACAAGCAAAAACACUUGCCGUGCGGUGCUUUUGUACGGAAAAGACGUUAUUGGAAAUAAAAUAGUGCGUUCUGUUGUCGGUUAAUUACGUAAAAGAGCAUGCACGCGUUGCUAUUGUAAUUGUGAUAAUAUUGUUAAAGCAAGACUGCAGUGAUUGAAUUGUAUUUGAAUGAAUUGAAAUCGAAUAGAAAGUGUGUAUCGCUUCAAUUUAAUUAAAAUUUCUUAGAAUCGUGCGACCUUUCACCUGGACGAUUUAACUAUUAUUGGAAAAAAGGAUAUAAAAAUAGAAUUGAAAUAUUACUCGGUCAAAUUUUAAUGAUUUUUUCUUCUCUAUUCCUUCUAAAAAAUUUAACACCGAAAAGAAUUAGUUUAGAGUUGAUUGAGUGUUAAUUUAAAGUGAUUAUAGAUCGAACAUUGAAAUUGCGAUUGAAAGGUAGUAUACUUAGUGCAGCUCGAUGCAUAUAUAUGAUGUGUGUAUAUCCUUUGAUGAGUGCUUCAGGGAUGUUAUUUUGAUGUCGUGAUAUUAGGUCAGCGCAACAGGCGGACGAAGAGUAAUGCAAUUGUAAAUAACCGGAAAUUAAAUUUUAAACGAAUUGAUGAAAUUAGAAUAGUGUAAUAAGUGGUUGUAAAUAAGUUAGAGAAGAGAUAUGGUUUCGUUAAUCACAUCUGGCUCACAACCGUCGGAAGGACUGCUGCCUAAAGCUGAACAACGUAAAGCCGAUGAUAAUCAAAAUACCAUACCGAAUAAAACCAACAGCUGUGAUAUUGAGAACUCAACCGUGAAAUUGCUGAACACAUUAGAAGUCACACGAGCAACAUUUUCCAAACCAGAGAAACGGAGCAAAACACAAGCGGAAAAAGAUGUGGAAAAUGAAAAGUCGAGACAGCUUUUAUCGUUCGAUGAUGCACCAAAACAUUUACAAUUUAACCCAUUUAUUAGGAAUGGAUACCGGACCUAUUUAUCGACCAAAAUGUGCGUCGAGAGUAUGUUCUGGUGGACUAAUGAGACUGUAAACAUAUGGAGUCACGUAUUCGGUUGGCUUUUAUUCGUCGGAUUGACGAUUAACGACAUAAACUUCUUAAGCACUCAUGCUAGUUUCAUAGAUAAAAUUAUGGUUGGAACAUUGCUGAUCUGUUUUCAAACUUGUAUGAUUUUUUCAACAAUAUACCACACAUUCUCCUGUAAGUCAGAAAAGCAUUAUGACCGUUUCCUAUCCAUUGACUUGCUGGGCAUCGCACUAUCAUUGCUGGCAAUUUACAUUAGUGGAAUUUACUAUGCGUUUUGGUGUCAUGAUGAUAUUCGUCUCAUCUACAUAAUUGCCGUGGGAGUCAUAUUUGUUACGGCAAUGGUUAUCCAAAUACCACAUCUGAACGUUUCAUCCCACUUAAAAAUCAUAAUAUUCGUUGGAUGGGCACUUUUCGGUAUUUUACCCACAACCCAUUGGGCCAUUAAAAUGGGUGGAUUUCACAAUAAAAUGGUAUCGCUGUUAAUUCGUCGUGUCAUUGGAAUGUAUAUGCUGAGCGGUAUUGCAUUUCUAAUAUACAUUGCGAAAAUACCGGAACGAUGGAUGGCAGGACGGGUAGACUUCUUUGGCCAUUCGCACAACUGGUGGCAUUUCUUCGUGUUGGCUGCACUGUACUAUUGGCAUGACACAGGUUUGAUUUAUGUGGAAUUUAGGAAAUCCAACGAGUGUUUCUAUGAUGUGGAUAAUUCAUAUACCGUUUAACACAGCUGUGGGAUCGAUAAUUUAAUCUAAUUUAAUCUAUCUAUAAUUAAUACGUAUUUAGCUGUAUAAUUGAUGCAAUAAAAUAUCAAAAAUGACAAAUUUAGACAUUA